This is a messenger RNA of Podarcis lilfordi (Lilford's wall lizard), 38658 nucleotides long. The record is from the annotation of a GenBank genome assembly. NCBI's taxonomy places the organism in Eukaryota, Metazoa, Chordata, Lepidosauria, Squamata, Lacertidae.
AUGCAAAUCACAUUACAGGUAAAGUCCUGGGAAAGCCCACGGAGGAUUUACCUGCAGUUUGUGUCUGUGGGAGGAGAGGGGAUUUCUACCUGCAGAGGUCAGCUGAGAAAACACGUUCACUUGACUCAGUGAAAAAUCACAGCCCCAGAACAGACGCCCAGCAUGAUUGAUCUCAGGCAGGAUUAUUAGUUGCAGCUGAAUGAAUGUUGACUCCGGACGGUGAGUCUCUCAGACUUUCAUUGAGGGAACUCGGCUUGUGUAACACCUUGACAAGUGGAUCGACUUAUACAGCUUCUAACUUUCACUUAUUUGCACGCACAGGCUUCAACUGUUAGUGUCUGCCGCUUUGGUUUCGUGCCAACAAAACCGGGAGCCAGCACUGGUCAUUUUGUGACGGAUAAUAUACUAAAUGUAAGUAAAUGCUGACAAUCCUUUUUCCUCCUGCUCCUUAUCUUUUCUUUGGUAGUUUAAUAGAGGCAUACCGUUUUUGCGGGGUUGGGGCAGGAAGCGAGUUAUACCAUGGAAAACAGCUUAAUGCCCAUUUCUUGAAGGGCUUUCCAUGGGCACAAUGUUCUGAAUUAAUUUUUUACUAAAGUGUGCCGUAGUUCCUUCUUCUUGUUAGCUGAAUGGGAAGGGUGCAGCUGGGAUCAUGGAAGGUACACAGGGCAGGGAAAUCCAAUGUGGUGAUGGAGGUAAGGUUAAUGUUGUCUUCAGAUGUUUUGGCACUGAGAUCUAAUUCAGUUCCUGGUGUCUAAUGCUGGCCCAAUGAGGAAUCUUUGUCAUCUAUGCCUUGAUUCAAGAUGAGAUCACAUUUUUAUUAUUACAGAUUCAUCAUGGCUAGAGAUGGAUAGGUUGGUAUUUUUCAUGAUGGUUCUUUUAUCUGGGCAUUAUUUUUCACUGCCACAGAUCCCCUGCUUUGCAGAAGAUGUGAGGUAAAGGGCACACGAAAGAGAGAUGACCAGAGUUCACUUGGCAUUUGACUCAUGCCAAAGCUGACUGGUUAAGGCAGAGGUAGGCAACUUAAGGCCCGGGGGCCGGAUGCGGCCCAAUGGCCUUCUCAAUCCGGCCCGCGGACGGUCCGGGAAUCAGCCUGUUUUUACAUGAGUAGAAUGUGUCCUUUUAUUUAAAAUGCAUCUCUUUUUUUAAAAAAAUUAUGCUUUUUAUUAGAAGGUCAGCAGUUUGAAUCCCCACGACGGAGUGAGCUCCCGUUGCUCGGUCCCUGCUCCUGCCAACCUAGCAGUUCGAAAGCACCUCAAAGUGCAAGUAGAUAAAUAGGUACCGCUCCAGCGGGAAGGUAAAUGGCAUUGCUGUGUGCUGCUCUGGCUCGCCAGAAGCAGCUUAGUCAUGCUGGCCACAUGACCCGGAAGCUGUACACCGGCUCCCUCGGCCAGUAAAGCGAGAUGAGAGCCGCAACCCCAUAGUCAGCCACGACUGGACCUAAUGGUCAGGGGUCCCUUUACCUUUACAAUGAUGUCCAGCAGACUUAUUUCACAGUAGUAGUUUGGAUUUGAUAUCCCGCUUUAUCACUACCCGAAGGAGUCUCAAAGCGGCUAACAUUCUCCUUUCCCUUCCUCCCCCACAACAAACACUCUGUGAGGUGAGUGGGGCUGAGAGACUUCAGAGAAGUGUGACUAGCCCAAGGUAACCCAGCAGCUGCAUGUGGAGGAGCGAAGACACGAACCCAGUUCACCAGAUUACGAGUCUACCGCUCUUAACCACUGCACCACACUGGCUCUCCACAUUUCACAGGGCAUCUCCACAUAGGUGUAUUGAUGACAAUGAAACUCAGUGUAGUUUCUCAAAGCUAAACAUUUUAUUUUCUUUAAAGAAAAGAAAGCGCUUGAUAUUUUCCCAGAAAUCUCUGAGUGGUAUACACCACGUACAAUAUAAAAGCAAUAUACGUGAAGAGAAAAAUGCAGCCUAAAAUCAGGUGGUCUUUCAGGUAGAACAGGGGAGAUGCACCUCAGCUUUAUAGAAUCCCGCAGAACAAGUUCCACGGGGUGGAGAAGAAAUCUUAUUCAGUCUCGCUGCCAAGUGGGAACAAAGCCAACGUAACACCACGCUCCUGGCCGCCGCCUCUGGCUGGCUCAGAAGUAUACCACGACCAUUGGUUCUGAAUGCAACUGAUUGAGAGCUCCUAAAGAAUCUGGGGGGGUCACACCUUGGUGGAGAUUCUCCACUGGAAUGGACACAGCAGUUUCUGUUCCAGAUGUGGGACCUGAAUCUAUACUGACAUGGGUCCAGGUGGUCAGCUUCCCCUUCAAAUGCACACCCCGAAUUUGCCAGUAGGCAGUUGAUUCCCACCCAUGAAAUAACAGCAAUCUGGAAGCAGCCUUAGACUGCAAUCCAAUGGCCUCUAGAAUGGAGUUCCAGAGCCUUAGGAUAUAUUGGGUGUCCAGUGUUGGAGAAGGAGAUCUGAUGUCAUAUUCUUCCAUCAUGAACCCCAAGUUGGCAUAUAUGGGAUUCCCAGACAAUCAUACAUCCAGACCAUGGGUAGGCAAACUAAGGCCUGGGGGCCAGAUCCGGCCCAAUCGCCUUCUAAAUCCAGCCCACGGAUGGUCCAGGAAUCAGCAUGUUUUUGCACGAGUAGGAUGUGCCCUUUUAUUUAAAAUGCAUUGAUGGGAUAUUUGUGGGGCAUAGGAAUUCGUUCAUCCCCCCCCCAAAAAUAUAUAGUCCGGCCCCCACAAGGUCUGAGGGACAGUGGACCAGCCCCCUGCUGAAAAAGUUUGAUCGAGAUACAGUGGUACCUCGGGUUACAUUCGCUUCAGGUUACAGACUCCACUAACCCAGAAAUAUUACCUCGGGUUAAGAACUUUGCUUCAGGAUGAGAACAGAAAUUGUGCUCCGGCGGAGCGGUGGCAGCAGGAGGCCCCAUUAGCUAAAGUGGUGCUUCAGGUUAAGAACAGUUUCAGGUUAAGAACGGACCUCCGGAACGAAUUAAGUACUUAACCCGAGGUACCACUGUACUGCUUAGCUUCAGUCCAUGUCUUUACUGAAAAAAUGCCUGCUUGAUGUCAGUGUCAUCCUACAUGAACUUAAAACACAUUCUAUAUGCCCUCAAUGACUUUGCAAGGACAGGGGUUGUUAAGUUGUGGGUGAACAUAUCAGAUGACACAACGAUUCUUCAAACAGCUCUUGUUUAUUCACAGGCCAGAACAGAACUGAACUGAAGGGUUCAGCCAGCCUGCUUAUAUAGAGCUCCACUAGAACGCAACAGUAACCACUUUCUGUAACUGUCCCAUCACUGAACGUCACUUUCAAUCCCUUAUUUGCAUAUGUGGACCUGAGUGAAAACUAUCUACAGUAUUCCCCCUGCUGGCCCAGGGUGAGAACUUCAGUACGUAACAGGGGUGUCUUUCAGGCGAGCAUGUCUAUCAUUAAACAUCUUCUUAUGGAAGAAGUCUUGAGCUUCUAAGGAACUCCAGAGCUCCCCAGCACACAUUUUGAGCACCACUGAGAGUGUUUCAACUGAGCGAAUGCCGUUCAUUGUUUGGCUUUGGUGAGCAAUAAUACAGUGGGCAGCACAGAAUGGUGGCAUUAGAUGAAAGCUAACUGCCCCGCCAGUUCAUGCUUUGGUGAGCGCAGCCCUGUGUAACUUCAGACUUUGAAGUCAGCGGCAUGCCCACUCCCAGGAAAGUCAGCGAAAGCCCUUCAAAAUAUAGCACAUUCCCACUUCCCUUCCAAACAACCAUACCCAUCAGAAUGAAGCAAUGCAGUGUGGCGACACCAAUACUUGCUUCCAAGUAUUGAACAAGUAUUAUAAGCCUAUUUAGUGAGACAUACAGUGGUACCUCGGGUUAAGUACUUAAUUCGUUCCGGAGGUCCGUACUUAACCUGAAACUGUUCUUAACCUGAAGCACCACUUUAGCUAAUGGGGCCUCCCGCUGCUACCGCGCCUCCGGAGCAUGAUUUCUGUUCUUAUCCUGAAGCAAAGUUCUUAACCUGAAGCACUAUUUCUGGGUUAGCAGAGUCUGUAACCUGAAGCGUAUGUAACCUGAAGCGUAUGUAACCUGAGGUACCACUGUAUAAUGUUCCUCUGUUUGGACAGGUGUUACAUCCGUUCAGGAGAAGAAUAGCCUAAGGCGUGGGUAGGCAAACUUAAGGCCCGGGGGCCGGAUCUGGCCCAACCGCCUUCUAAAUCUGGCCUGUGGACGAUCCGGGAAUCAGCAUGUUUUUACAUGAGUAGAAUGUGUCCUUUUAUUUCAAAUGCAUCUCUGGGUUAUUUGUGGGGCCUGUCUGGUGUUUUUACAUGAGUAGAAUGUGUGCUUUUAUUUAAAACGCAUCUCUGGGUUAUUUGUGGGGCAUAGGAAUUCGUUCACCACCCCCCCCAAAGAAAAUAUAGUCCGGCCCCCCACAAGGUCUGAGGGACAGUGGACCGGCCCCCUGCUGAAAAAGUUUGCUGACCCCUGGGCUAAGGAGUCAACCCUACACAAAUUGAGACUGGGUGGAUGGCUUUAUUUUUACACCUCCUUCCUGCAACUCCUGCAGCCAAGCUAGUGCUAAAUGUAUUGCUCUGGUUUUUUUGGCCCAGAGGUUGGGGGCGGGGGCUUGUCAUCUAGGCAACCCAGGACCUCCAUACACACUGCCCAGGCUUGCGCCCCAGGGAGCUGCUAGCACAGUGUUUUUACUUCACCCCUGGAGGUGCACUCCAUUGUCUCUCAAGACAGACGGAUGCCAACAGCAUCCAUUCCAUACAUGUAAAGCACUCUUAUAUCACUUUAAUAGUCAUGGCCAGUCAGUCAGUCAGUCAGUUUUAUUGCACAUAGCCAAAGGCUGCCGCAAUGCACACAGAAUCAUUCAACAAUUAAAAGAAAAUAUACUGGAUUGAUACAAAAGACUUAAAACAUUUAUAUUAUCAAAACAUUACGUACAGUGGUGCCCCGCAAGACGAAUGCCUCGCAAGACGGAAAAACCGCUAGACGAAAGGGUUUUCCGUUUUGAAGUUGCUUCGCAGGACGAAUUCCCCUAUGGGCUUGCUUCGCAAGACGAAAAUACCUUGCGAGUCAUUAGAAUUUAUUUUCGCUUUUACCCCCCUUUAUCUACUCUGCUACUCCUCUAAUAGCCAUUAAUAGCCUUUUAGCAGCUAAUCCCUAAGCCUUUAAGCCUUUAAUAGCCGCUAAACAGCUGAUAGCGCUAAUAGCGCUAAUCCGUCAAUGGGCUUGCUUCGCAAGACGAAAAAACCGCUAGACGAAGACUCUUGCGGAACGGAUUAAUUUCGUCUUGCGAGGCACCACUGUACUGUAAACAGAGCUAUAAAAGUACAGUGGUACCUUGGGUUACAUACGCUUUAGGUUACACACUCCGCUAACCCAGAAAUAGUGCUUCCGGUUAAGAACUUUGCUUCAGGAUAAGAACAGAAAUCGGGCUCUGGCGGACCGGCGGCAGCAGGAGGCCCCAUUAGCUAAAGUGGUGCUUCAGGUUAAGAACAGUUCCUGGUUAAGAACAGAACUCCGGAACCAAUUAAGUACUUAACCAGAGGUACCACUGCACCCCAAUAUACAAAUCAAGACAUUAAACAAUAAAAUUCAUAAGCUAAAAUCAUCACAUGGCCACUAAUAUAUCAAAAAACAAUGUCAAUUAAUACAGCGUGCAAUUAUACUCGGAGUUUGGUGACGAAGAUAGAAUAUAGCUUGAUGUAGAUAGGGUCAAAUAAAUUCAUCUCCUUUACAGUUGGUGGCUACCUUGGCUAUAUAAUUUGCUCUAAUUUUCCCAGCGGCAGCUGCAAAGAGUGCUACACGCCAGGUCACAUACUUAUCUGUGUCUGCGAGGAGAUAUAAAUUCAUGUUAAUAGUCAUGGCUUUCCCCAAAGAAUUCUUCUUUUUUAUAUAUAUAUAUUUUAUUAACAAACCAAUCAAAUCACAUUAAUUCCAAAUUACAGAGCCAAAUUUUAAAUUUUUGUUGGGGGUACCCAUGUUUCGAGCUCUGAAAGGGAUCCAGUCAUCUUAUUGCUGCUGCUUUGAUGUUCACAAUUCUGUCCAAAUAAUGUUCACAAUUCUAUCCAUUCCUUCUUUGUUGUUUUCCUCAUCUCUUCUUGUUGUUUUCGUAUAUUUUACCUUUCUUUACAUUGUGACCUCUGAUAGUCUCCACAAGCGUGUUGAAAACAAGCAUUUUUAUAAUCCUGUGUGGGUUUUCCCAUUCAUCCAAGAGUCUUAUUCAGACAGCAGACGCAUUUCAUCACUUCCAUAUAAACAAUCUUAGCGUCUGCUCAUUAAUCUUCGCAGGCCUGUCACUCCCUUCUCGUUUCCCCAAAGAAUUCUGGGAAUUGUAGUUUGUUGGGAAUUGUAGCUCUGUGAGGCGUCUCCUAACAAUGCUCAGCACUGAAUGUAUGGCUGUAAACAGGGUGUGGUGUUUUUUUUAAACUGUGUGUAUUAAUUUUUUUAGGGUGGUUUGUUUUAUGAGACAAAGUUGGGCUUCUAGAGGUUUGCUUGAGGAAUUUGAGCGUUUUGAAUUUCAACACCUAUUGACUUGACCUGAUUUGCACCUCCAGAGCUAAUGUGUGGACUCUCUCUCUUUCAUAUCUCCUAAAUGAUCUGAUAUAGAUCUAGGCACUUUGUUAUUUGUCAUUUUUUUAAAAAAAGAAGAUGAAUUUAAAAUAAAUUUUUAAAUACACAUUUAAAUGUGAACUUUUGUGUGGGCUUAAAAAAAAUUGCUGGUUGGUGCAGAAAUGGGCAGAAACAGAUAUGUGACUGAUCAUGUGACGCUGAUAUGAAAAUAUACUGAUUGAUUCAUCCCUGCUUAUACAGGUGAAAUACUUAUCUGCUUUGCUUUGCAGAUCAUUGACAAGUGAGCCAUCUUAGCCAGUGGUGAAAAUAAUCUUCACAAAUGGGCUGCAGUUGUUACUUCUCCAUCCAUGUCUGUCUUUUUCUUGUGUGUGGAGGGUAAGCUGAAAUAUUUAAGAAUAUCUGCCGCACAGCUAAUCCGUUUAUGCAAGAAAAUAAGGCUUGGCUCCUUGGGCUAGGGGCUGGGGAUGGGAAGGUUCUCCAGUAUAGAAGCAUCCAGAUAGUUUUCUGGGGCUAUUGCAUGAGAUAAAAAUCUGAGACGGGAAUUUAGAUAGGCUUUCUAAAGUGUCCAAUUCUUUUUUUAAAAAAGAGGAUAUGAUGAAAAGGAAAAAAAAUACAUAUUUGCGCAUAUAUAUAUAUAUAUAUAUAUAUUACACACACACACAGAGAGAGAGAGAGAGAGAGAGAGAGAGAGAUUGGUACCUCAGGUUACAUGCGCUUCAGGUUACAGACUCCAGUAACCCAGAAAUAUUACCUCAGGUUAAGAACUUUGCUUCAGGAUGAGAACAGAAAUCGUGCUCUGGCAGUGCAGCGGCAGCAGGAGGCCCCAUUAGCUAAAGUGGUGCUUCAAGUUAAGAACAGUUUCAGGUUAAGAACGGACCUCUGGAACGAAUUAAGUACUUAACCUGAGGUACCACUGUGUGUGUGUGUGUAUAUAUAUACAGUAUAUAUAUAUAUAUAUAUAUAUAUAUAUAUAUAUAUAUAUAUUACACACAGACAUACACACACUAUAUAUAUAUAUAUAUAUGAAUGAGAGAGAGAUGCAAAUUUAGAAAAUAAUUACUAGAAUGUAUAUUUCACAGAAGGCUAGCGAAUUAAUUUCACUUCCCAACUAAAAUCACCCCGAAUACAUUAUUGUAUUAAUUUGUACCCCAUCCACAUGUCCUCCAAUUAACGUGUUCCAAUAAUGUCUUGCCCAGUAGUAGCAGCAAACCAAUUCCAUUUCAAUUAAUUAUCCCCAUCUCAGAUUUCCCCCAAAAACUUCUAAUUGGGGUGGAAAUCAUAGCUGGAAUCCCAUAUGGAACCAUACAGAAAGAGUAGUGACUUUGCUGCGGACUUCCCCCUCCUGGUGGGUCUCACAAAACAAAAUAAUUUAACUGUUAAAGGCCAGGAUAAAGAGGCAUGUCUUCAUCAAACAGCAAGAGCUAUGCAGUUAAGAUGCUAAGUAAAGGUAAAGGGACCCCUGACCAUUAGGUCCAGUCGUGACUGACUCUGGGGUUGCGGCGCUCAUCUCGCUUUAUUGGCCGAGGGAGCCGGCAUACAGCUUCCGGGUCAUGUGGCCAGCAUGACUAAGCCACUUCUGGCGAACCAGAGCAGCGCACGGAAACACCAUUUACCUUCCCGCUGGAGCGGUACCUAUUUAUCUACUUGCACUUUGAGGUGCUUUCGAACUACUAGGUGGGCAGGAGCAGGGACCGAGCAAUGGGAGCUCACCCCGUCGCAGGGAUUCGAACCACCGACCUUCUGAUCGGCAAGUCCUAGGCUCGGUGGUUUAACCCACAGCGCCACCUUAGAUGAGUGGUUUUCCCCCUCCAUAUCACGGACCACUUGAAAAUUGCUGUGGGUCUUGGCAGACCGCUUCAUGGUUUUUCUUCCAGUUGUAGCAACACUAGCCAGUAAUUUGGCGACUGCAGUUCUGUUCCAGUUAAAGUUAUAGCUUUCCUUACCUGGUACCUGUUGAUUAUACGAUAAUAGCCACUUAUUUGUUGUUUAGCAAUUAUCUGGAGCAGCAACAGAAACAAUGUUCAGUGUUCUACAUGCCUUUUUUUUUUAAUAGUGAAAAAAUCCUGCCACAUGGCUUUGCGCCCAUGUUCCCAGCCUCUAGAGAUGAGGCAGAAAGUGGCUGAUGAUUUAUACCUGACACAGGGAGCGCCUCUUCCUUUGGCUCAUACUUAGCAGAUUAUCUCAUACUUGCUGUCUAAAAUAUUCAAGUAUUUAGUGUUUCUUUUGGUUCCUCCCCCCCGCCCCCGCUUUGCACUGUAAAAUUAUUCUUGACUGAUAAUUAAAUCCUGCCUAGUGGGGGGCUGUUGGUGGGGAGUGAAAAAGGUCCCUAUUUUCAUCUGAGGAAUGUGGGAGAGUAGGCAAGCCCUUGUUUUUAAUCCAGUGACAAUUAGACACCGACUACCUUCUCACACAGAACCACAAGCAGGCGUUUAGUAUUUAAAUGCUGCAUAAAUGCAAUAUGAAGAUUCUGUUUGGUUUAUGAGUGUUGGAUGCGAUGAGAAGAGGAAGGCUGCAGCUGCGUAACAGAUGAGUAGCCACUGCCACAUUCAACAUUUCUUACUUUUCGUUUUCAGAAAGUGCAUUUUGGGUCAUUAUGCUGACACGUCAGAUAGCCGAGCCUCAACAUCCCUCCCUGGAUUCGGGAACCUCACCCGGGGAUACAACAGAUAUCUCAGGCCAAAAUUUGGUGGUAUGACAUCAUCAGCAUCUUUUAUAGUUUUGUAGGACCUGCCAAAGUCUUUCAGCGUUGCAGAGAGGAAAUAAUUUAUUGGUCUUUAUAAUUUUGUCUUUAUGCCCCUGUUUGAGCUGAAUUUAGAGACCCUUGCCUAUCCCCAAUCCUUUUAUUAACUUAAGAUCAGUUGCCUUUACCCUAAUUCCAGUGUUGAGGAAGAAUGUCUGCUUUAUAUACAUUAUUUACACAAUGGGCCCCACAUGAUUGGCUAAUUCCGGGAUUCUCCUGUAGGCCAAUCAGGUUGCGGAUUCACUUCCACCUGGAGCUGGAUUGGGUGGCUCCUGUGGACCAAUCAGACUGCUGCAUUCUGGAUCCUAUUGUUCUAGGACCAAUCAGACUGCUGCAUUCUGAAUCCUGUUGUUCUAGGACCAAUCAGACUGCUUCAUUUUGGAUCCUAUUCAACUCAGUACAUAACAAAUAUAGAGCAGUUCUCAGUUUCUAUCUGUACGGAGAUUUUGGCAUAAGGCGAUUGUAUCACAAUUUCUUUCGAAAUCUGUGUUGGGUCUCCAGCUGUUGUUGACUACAACUCCCAUCAUCCCUGACUACUGGUUCUGCUAGCUAGGGAUGAUGGAAGCUGUAGUCCAACGACAAAUGGAGACCCUGGUUUGAGGAAACACUGUUAUUAAUGAUUAAAUCAGCUCUUGACUUAGAGUGGCAGCGGGAAGCACCGGCUCUGUGGUCAAAUGCAGCCUUUAAGGUCUCUGUCAAGUCAUGGGGCUCUCGCUAGACCCUGGCCUUCACUGUUCCUGUUCUGUAGCUUCAACAAGUGCUUUUGCCGGGCCAGAAUGCAUCCUUGUGUUAAUGUGCAUCAUCUGGAUGUAGAGAUGUGUGUGCACGGAAUGCGCUGACUCUUGUUUGGCUGCAGUGUUUGGCUGUACAAAGAUAAGAAUCCCAUUAACUGGCCCACCUACUUUUUAUUUUGGGCCCCACCCAGAACCACCAUAUGGCCCCAAGAAUGACAGAAUGUGGCCCUCAGGCGGAAAAAUGUUCCCCACUCCAGACUCAGAAGAAUCCAGCUGUCAUCCUUAUGGGAUGAUGGUCAAGUGUGAGGGAACAUCAACUCUCUUUGAGGAAUCAACUACCCCCCGAUAAAAUAGAUAUCAGAUAUCUUAUAUCAGUGUUAACCAUGGCUAGCUGCCCUGUUUCAAAAUGUGUGUUGAUCCUUCCAUCCAGAGCAGUAGAAAACAAACUUGCUCCAUCUUCUGUGUGACAACCCUUUAGAUAUUUGAAGACAGCUAUCGCAUCACCUAGACAGCAUCUUAAAAAGCAGAGACAUCACCUUGCCAACAAAGGCCCAUAUAGUUAAAGCUAUGGUUUUCCCAGUAGUGAUGUAUGGAAGUGAGAGCUGGACCAUAAAGAAGGCUGAUCGACGAAGAAUCGGUGCUUUUGAAUUAUGGUGCUGGAGGAGACUCUUGAGAGUCCCAUGGACUGCAAGAAGAUCAAACCUAUCCAUUCUGAAGGAAAUCAGCCUUGAGUGCUCACUGGAAGGACAGGUCCUGAAGCUGAGGCUCUAAUACUUUAGCCACCUCAUGAGAAGAGAAGACUCCCUGAAAAGACCCUGAUGUUGGGAAAGAUGGAGGGCACAAGGAGAAGGGGAUGACAGAGGACGAGAUGGUUGGAUAGUGUCUUCGAAGCUACCAGCAUGAGUUUGACCAAACUGCGGGAGGCAGUGGAGGACAGAAGUGCCUGGCGUGCUCUGGUCCAUGGGGUCACGAAGAGUUGGACACAACUAAACGACUAAACAACAACAUCGCAUCACCUCUGUCAUCUUUUCUGCAGGCUAACCCUACCCAAUACCCUCACCUGUUCCAUUGUUCAUUUACUAGGGAGUCUGAAGCCUUCCUACUAGGUGUAACUGAAGAUGAGAUCCCCAUGAAGGCAUGCAACUUAUUUCUCUAUAGCCGUACACUAGAUGUUGGAAAGAAAGUGAAACUAAGGAACAGUGGCUAUAUAAAUUGACAGAAUUUGCAGAACUUGCCAAUAUGACAGCCAACAUAAGAAAUCUGGAUGAAAGGAUGAAUGGGAAAGCUUUGGGGAGUACCUAAGAAAAUAUGAUACUGCAAUUAAAUUACAAGGAGGAGUAAUCACAUGAGCAGCAGUCAACUAUAAUUAAGGAGUAAAAGGGAUGAAAGAAAGGUGGAUAAAUGGAGAUGUAGGAGGCUAGGUUGGGAAGUCCAUACAUAAAUAUUCUAUGUGGAGGAAACAUGAUGUGAAAAUGGAAAAAUGGGAAAUACAUGAAUAUAUAUAUAUAUAUAUAUAUAUAAAAUUUAAUAGGAAGUAAGCCUCACAAACACAUUAGGCCUUACUUAUGAGUAAACAUGCAUAGCCCAACAUUGCACAAAGCCUGGUAUGUUCCUUCUUCCACAGUGCAAUUUAGUGUAUUAUUCUUAUUAUUGCUAAACAUUUUCUGUACUUUGCGUACUCCUAAUAGUAGACACCUCCUACCCUAGCAAUAAUAAAUAUGACCUUAGCAGCCUUAGAGCAAUGUAAGCAGCUUGAAAUGUUGGGACCAGAUUUAUUUAUGUAGUAAUUUUAAUAUCCCACUUUCCCCCAAGAAUUCAGAAAAAGCUAACAAAAUGUUUGAGAUGCAGUGGUUUUUAUGUUGCCAUAUCACUGGCAGGUAUUAAACACAGCAAAUCCCUGUACUUGGGGUUGCUCUGUAAGCUCCAUUGAGUUUAACGGCACUUUUUGCCAGGUAUAUGUCUGUAAAUGACUACAGCCUAAUGGCCCUUUAAACAGUCUUUCAAUGCAGCAGAUAAAAAGAGCUGGAAUGGGAGAAAGAGAAGAACUGGACCAAAAAGUAAUAAUAAUGGAAAAGCAUAAUAAUUUAAAAAUUUAAGAAUAUAGAUAUCUUUACAGACAGAUAAACAAUUAUAGUGAUUAGUUCAUUUGAAUGGUGGUCAAGGCAGCAGAAGGAAUAACUCCCACCUGAUGGGGCAACAUUGAAAGGGCUAGUAUAUAUUUUUAGCUUUUUUAUUUAUUAGUUGGUUGUCACCCAAAGGUCUCCAAGCAACUUACAGCAAAGAAAAAUAGAGGAAUUGCCUGGUUAUGUCUGGGCAUAAGCAAAUACUUUCUAAGUUCUAAGUGAGUGAACAGGAAGAAGUCUAUAUUAUAACUAGGAUUUUUUGUCCAAUCUCUUUUUCUCACACCAUUAUAAUCUCCUGUCUAUGGAGUCAACACAUCAGAUGUCAUUGUUGACAUCUCAUAAGAAGACCUCAAGAUGCUUAUUAAUCAUAACAGUCAUUCCGCUUCUUCAUGACAAGGCCAUGUACUGUUUAGGUAACCUUCAUUUUAUAAUGAAUCUGACCUUCUUCAACUUGGUCGUCUUCAUUCUUUCAAUGGCUCGCAUUCCUGUAGAACACGGGAGCUGGUCAUUCACAUUUUUGAAAGCAUCUGCUUCAGAAUUAAUGAGCUAUCCACAUCCUGGUCUCCCCCGCCAACACCCCUCAGUUAAGGAGCUUUGUACCGCAAGGCCUAGGCAUGUCUACUCAGCAGUAGCCCCAAGCCCCAAGGAUGUUAAUGGAAUUUACUCCCAGGUAAGCAUGUAUAGAAUUACAGCCUCAGAGGGCUAUAUUCUUAAUGCGUAAGCCCAGUGUGAUAAUAAAUGCCACUCUUCCCAAAUGUCCUAGCAGAUCAACGGGAAUUUUGAUUUUGUCCUCAUUCAUGCUUUCUGUCUUUUGCUCAGUAGGCAAAGAUGUCACAGCCUGCUUAGGAAUGCAUUUAAAACUAUCUUCCAGAGUGGGAACUGAGUCAUAGCAAAGCAAUAAGCUCAUCUUUAGGACUGGCCGAUGUAUCAACCUAUCGUCCCAAACCGGUUAGAAGUCCAUAUCGUGAUAUCGGUUUCAUAAUUUUUGACCUGACAAUAUAUCACAAAUCAUGACGUGUCAGUGCGCUAUGCAAAAAUCACAAUGUUGGGGAAAACAUGGCCGUCUCUCGAUUCCUGCAGCCCCAGUUAACUCUGCCAGCUCAAUUCUCCUGGAAGAGGCAGCGAAUCACAAGAGCAGACGCUGGCCCAAAUCACGAUGCAGGAAAAACCAUGAAGCCAGCCAACGCCCUGUCAUAGCUUCAUCCCUAUUUCAGACAUCAUGAUAUAUUGGUAUAUCACAAUGUUUAUUGCGAUGUUGGUGAUAUAUUGCGAUGUUGAAAACCUAGCCCUGCUCAUCUUAUGCUAAAUCAUUAGACUAUUGGUACCCUUAGCUUGGUAUCACCUAGACUGAUUCUGCAAUUUAAACUUCCCUUUCCAUUCCUUUUGCAGGAGAGCCUGUGGUAAUAGCCAUGAGCCUUGACGUUGCGAGCAUUUCCAGCAUUUCUGAGAGUGAUAUGGUAAGCAAACAAUCCUGGAAGUGGGAAUAAAAGGAAUUAAGGAAGCUCCGGGGAGCAGGGAGUCGGUGGGAAUCUAGAUGCAGUUUCUGAUACAGUCAUACCUCAUGUUACGUCCUCUUCAUGUUACGUUCUUUCAGGUUACGUCCCGCAGCGACCUGGAAGUACCGGAAAGGGUUACUUCCGGGUUUUGCCGCUCGUGCAUGCGCAGAAGCACAAAAUGACGUCACGCGCAUGCGCAGAAGCAGCGAAUUGCAACCCGCGCAUAUGCAGACGCGUUGCUGUGGGUUGUGCUCUUUUCAUGUUGCGAACAGGCCUCCAGAACGGAUUUGUAGAGUUGGAAAAGGUUCAGGAAAGGGCAACCAAAAUGAUCAAAGGCAUGGAGCAACUUCUCUAUAAAGGAAAUAGGGAAAGGGUGGCACUGUGGUCUAAACCCUGAGCCACUUGGGCUUGCUGAUUGGAAGGUUGGUGGUUCGAAUCCCCAUGACGAGCUGAGCUCCUGUUGCUCUGUCCCAGCUCCUGCCAACCUAGCAGUUCCAAAGCACGCCAGUGCAAGUAGAUAAAUAGGUACAGUGGUACCUCAGGUUACAUAUGCUUCAGGUUACAUACGCUUCAGGUUACAGACUCCGCUAACCCAGAAAUAGUGCUUCAGGUUAAGAACUUUGCUUCAGGAUGAGAACAGAAAUUGUGCUCCAGCAGUGCGGUGGCAGCAGGAGGCCCCAUUAGCUAAAGUGGUGCUUCAGGUUAAGAACAGUUUCAGGUUAAGAACGGACCUCCACAACGAAUUAAAUACUUAACCCGAGGUACCACUGUACUGCUGUGGCAGGAAGGUAAACAGCAUUUCCAUGCGCUCUGGUUUCCGUCACAGUGUUCCAUUGCACCAGAAGCAGUUAAGUCAUGCUGGCCACGUGAUCCGGAAAGCUGUCUGUGGACAAAUGCCAGCUCCUUCAGUCUGAAAGUGAGAUGAGUGCCACAACUCCAUAUUCGCCUUUGACUGGACUUAACCAUCCAGGGGUCCUUUCCCUUUUACCUUUACCUACCUUUUGUUAUUAUAGACCUCUGGUAAGGGAACCUAAUAUGCAGGAACAGGAGAGUAAAAGCAAGUUAAGAAACCCCAGUCUGGUCCAAAGGACAAAGGACAUAGUUCUCAUCAACAUGGUGAGCAAUGUGUUGGCGUGCCAGGCAGUGUCUCCUUGUUAGUCAGGUGGACAGCAGUUGUGGGCUGGUACAUUGGCCAGUUUCUCUCUCCUUCAGCAUCAGCAUGACAUCACAAUGGCCUGUGUCUCUCCUUCUGGUUGGACACAUCCAUGUGAGAACACAGUGGCCAGUCUAUGAAAUAGGCAGCAUCAGCAUGAGAUCACAGUGGCCAGUUUUUCUCCCUCAGGUGGCUAGCAUGGGCCACAUUGGGCAGCCCCUGUCCUUCAGGCAGGGAGCAUCAUCUUGUGGGGAGAGGCAUUCAUUCGUCUUUGUUCCUCUUCCACUCAGGCAGGCAGUAGCAUGUGGGCAGAAUAUUUAUUUCUCUUGUGGAAGCUGCCAAAAGCAGCACGAUCUCUUUCUCAGUGCGGUGGGCUUAGUUGGGAGCAGAUGGUGGGCCCUGUAUGUUCUUCUCUUAGUGAGGUGGUCAGCAGAAGCAUGAGUGUAGUGGUCAUCUCACUGAAAUGGGCAGCAGCAUGCGGACAGAGAAGCAGCAGGCAAGGCAAAGAGCAGGCAAGUAGGCAAUCCAUCUAUUACAGGGCCUCUUUGCUUACAGGAAGUGGAUGCCGGUGGCACUUUGGUCUAAACCACCGAGCCUCUCAUGCUUGCUGAUCAUGAGGUCGGCAGUUCCAAGUCUGCGUGAAGGGGUGAGCUCCCAUUGCUCUGUCCCAGCUCCUGCCAACCUAGCAGUUCAAAAGCACACCAGUGCAAGUAGAUAAAUAGGUACCACUGCGGUGGGAAGGUAAACAGCAUUUCCAUGCACUCUGGUUUCCAUCACAGUGUCCCAUUGCACCAGUAGCAGUUUAGUCAUGCUGACCACAUGACCCGGAAAAGUGUCUGUGGUCAAACGCCGGCUCCUUCAACCUGAAAGCGAGAUGAGCACUUAAACCCCAUAGUCACCUUUGACUGGACUUAACCAUCCAGGGGUCCUUUACCUUUACCUUUUACCUGUAAAGGAAGGUUACAGUAUUUGGACCUUUUUCGAAAAGGUGAGUAAGAAGCAAUAUGAUAGAAGUUUAUAAAAUCCAUAUAAAAUCUCCUUCUGUUGCACCCUACUUUCCCUCUCUUAUGCCGUAACAACAAUGCUAUCAUCUCCAAUUCCUUCUGUUACUCAUGGUUCAAAUCCUGCUCACAAAUUCAUCAUACUGGAGUAUUUCUUUAAGUAAUCCGAAAAAGACUUCCAUUCUUCCAUGAAACAAAUGUCAUUAGAUUCUCUUAUUUUGGCUAUUAACUUUGCCAAUUCCACACUUGCUUAUCUAUUCUUCUUUGGUGGGGACUUCUUCUUCCUUCCAUUUUUGUGCAUAAAGAAUCCUAGCUUAAUCAGCUUAAUCAUCUUUUUUAAAAGAACUUCUUUCCCUAUAAUCCCUAAGAGAAAAGCUUCAGGGUUUGUUGGUUUUUUGGUAUAAUCACUUUAAACAUCUUUUUCAUCUCAUCAUAUAUCAUUUCCCAAAAUACCCUCGCUUUCUUACAAGUCCACCGCGUAUGAAAAAAAAGAUCCCUCUACCUGUUUACACUUCAGAAGUGUAUAAAAUCCUGCAAGUGGCUAGAGAAAAGGUUUUCCGCCUUCUUAAUAAAACUAUAAUUUGUGGACCUCUAGCAAAGCUGAAUGUGGUAGUUGUUAAAUUUCAAAGUCCUGCAUAGUUUGACCUUGACAUAUCAAAAGGACCACCUGUUCCUAUAUGAUUUUGCCUGCCUGUUAAGUUCUGGAGGUUGUGUUCCUGCUACCCACUGCCAUAUGGGAUGAUGAGUACAUGCAGCAGAGUCUUUUCAGUGGUGGCACCAAAUUUCUGGAACUCCUGCCGGGCGGAUGCUCCUUUAGCCCCUGCUACCGGAUCCCCAGUGUCUGUUUAUGGCGAUGCCGUUUUUAGCAAAUGGAUUGUUUCUUUUAAAUUCCUUGUAUUGUUGUCAUAGGACGCGGGUGGCGCUGUGGGUAAAACCUCAGCGCCUAGGGCUUGCCAAUCGCAUGGUUGGCGGUUCGAAUCCCCACGGUGGGGUGAGCUCCCGUCUUCGGUCCCAGCUCCUGCCCACCUAGCAGUUCAAAAGCACGUCCAAGUGCAAGUAGAUAAAUAGGUACUGCUUUAUAGUGGGAAGGUAAACGGCGUUUCCGUGUGCUGCGCUGGUGCCGGCUCGCCAGAGCAGCUUCGUCACGCUGGCCACGUGACCCGGAAGUGUCUGCGGACAGCGCUGGCUCCCGGCCUCUUAAGUGAGAUGAGCGCACAACCCUAGAGUCGGACACGACUGGCCCGUACGGGUAGGGGUACCUUUACCUUUUAUUGUUGUCAUAGUAUUUUGUUUGUGGGCUGCUCUGGCCAAAAGAGGUGUUAAAAUAAACAAACAAAGAAGCCCAGACUUGAGACACUGCAGGCAUCUUUUGAAAAUAAGGCACCUCUGAGAUGAGAAUGACAAAUAGGUGUCCGAAGUCAUUGGUCUAUAGAACACCGCAGCUUUUUAGUAUCCAUUUAAAUGCAGAACUCCGUUGAAAGCUGCUGUCUACUGGGGUUUGGAACCCAUAGGAAGUCUUUGCAAGGCUGAGCCAAUCUUUCAUGAAGCUAACUUUCCAGGUAUCCCAAAGCUAUUAAUCAACAAAUAUUAUCUUCAUACAGUAGUCUUCUCAUCACUAUAGCACUCACAUUUUCAGGUCUCACGCAGAACAUUAUAGAGAUGUACUCUUUUGCUAGAUAAAUAAUUGAACUACAAAUGACCCGGGGGUUUUCACCUUCAUUGCUGAGAUUAAUAAUUCACUGCUUUGAAAUGCAUAAUGGUGCACCAUCUCAAUCAUUUAGGUGGAGAAAUUUCCCCCCUAACAGCAUGAGAAUAAAAUCUGAAAGCUAGAAAUGAUAUACAUGAAGUCUUGGGAUGACUUUUUUUGGUUAACAGCUUUCAUUCCAAAGCUUGUUAAAGUCUAUGCACUCAACACAAAAGGAAUCCUUUCACCCAGCACUGAAGUAGAGUGAAACAUGAUAUUCUGAAUGCAGAGAGCAAUGAAUCCUACUUUGCCUGCCAUGAUUACCUGAGGACAAGGCUGAUGUUCAAAUGCGGCAGGCGAGAGACACACCUACAGUACCAUACCUGCAACAGAUGCGAAUUUAAACUACUUAAGCUAUGUUAAGGAGCUACGGGUGGGUGGGUUGCGGCCUCAUCCAAGUUGGGUGGCAACAGGAACACUCCCACCGUGCAAAUAUAUGGCAAAAGAUUAAGAAAUGGGUCCCCAGAUGGAUGGGUGUUUGGGUUAAAAAUAGAUUCUGGGUCUGAAAAGUUUGAAGACUGUACCUUUAAAGCCCUUAACGGCCUUGGCCCAGUAUACCUGAAGGAGCGUCUCCACCUCCAUUGUUCUGCCCGGACACUGAGGUCCAGCUCCAAGGGCCUUCUGGUGGUUCCCUCACUGUGAGAACUGAAGUUACAGGGAACUAGGCAGAGGGCCUUCUUGGUAGUGGUGCCUGCCCUGUGGUAGUGGCGCCCUCCCAUCAGAUGUCAAGGAAAUAAACAACUAUCAGACUUUUGGAAGCCAUCUAUAGGCAGCCUUGUUUAGGGAAGUUUUUAACAUUCUGUUGGGAGCUGCCCAGAGUGGCUGGGGAAACCCAGCCAGAUGGACAGGGUAUAAAUAAAUUAUUAUUAUUAUUAUUAUUAUCAUCAUCAUCAUCAUCAAUUAACUAUAAAGGGACACGGGUGGAAAGGGAUGCGGGUGGUGCUGUGGCGCUGUAGGACUUGCCGAUCAGAAGGUCGGCGGUUUGAAUCCCCGCGACGGGGUGAGCUCCCGUUGCUCGGUCCCUGCUCCUGCCAACCUGGCAGUUCGAAAGCAUGUCAAAGUGCAAGUAGAUAAAUAGGUACCGCUCCGGCGGGAAGGUAAACGGCGUUUCUGUGUGCUGCUCUGGUUCGCCAGAAGCGGCUUAGUCAUGCUGGCCACAUGACCCGGAAGCUGUACGCCAGCUCCCUUGGCCAAUAAAGCGAGAUGAGCGCCACAACCCCAGAGUCGGUCACGACUGGACCUAAUGGUCAGGGGUCCUUUACCUUUACCUUAACUAUAAAACAGCAAAAAAUGUACUAAGUUACAGAGCAGUGUGGAGAACUAAAAGAAUCAAGAUGAGCAAAUUUCAGAAAUGCCUAUAGGACAGAGGGACUACAUUCAAUAAACAUAUGCUCAGAAAACCCUUCGGAUAAGGCAGUUGAACUCCACCUGUCAAAAGUCUCUCUAACUUAGAGAGUUUUCCUUUUCCAUGCAGCAAUGUCCUGAAUGCCUGCUCAUGAGCUGCCUUCUUUUCCAGGACUACACGGCGACAAUAUAUUUGCGACAACGCUGGACAGAUCCUCGCCUGGUUUUUCAGGGGAACAAAAGUUUCACUCUGGAUGCCCGACUGGUGAAAUACCUGUGGGUUCCUGACACGUAUAUUGUGGAGUCUAAGAAUUCUUUCUUGCAUGAGGUCACAGCAGAGAAUCGGCUUAUACGGCUGUUCUCUAACGGCACCGUCUUGUAUGCUUUGCGGUAAGUCUUGCAUGUGCUCCUACUGUUUUGCUACCCUUUGUUACCAUUGAGUAGCAGAAAGAUUGCAGACAGGUGCAACAGUCAGGAAUUCAAGGCCCAAGAGACACCAUUAGAUUCUGAGGGUCAGGAAUAUCUGGGGAAAUAGUUUUCUCAGUUGCAUAUUUCAUCAUAUUUCUCAUAAUUCAUUGUUUCAUUAUUCCAUUAUUUCUACAGAUGUAGCUUCCUUUCUUCAAACACUCAUCACAGGUAUCGCAUGCUUUUAAUAACACACUGACAUGUUGCAAUAGAGAACUUACUGACUAAUAUCAAACAACUAUUGAGGCUGCUGUUUUAAAUGACAAAUAGUAUGGGAUAAAAAGAAUGUAUGAGGCACACAGUAAAGGGUAAAGGUAAAGGGACCCCUGACCAUUAGGUCCAGUGGUGGCCAACUCUGGGGUUGCAGCACUCAUCUCGCUUUAUUGGCCGAGGGAGCCAGCGUACAGCUUCUGGGUCAUGUGGCCAGCAUGACUAAGCCACUUCUGGCGAACCAGAGCAGCGCACGGAAAUGCCGUUUACCUUCCCGCCGGAGCAGUACCUAGUUAUCUACUUGCACUUUGAUGUUUUCGAACUGCUAGGUUGGCAGGAGCAGGGACCAAGCAACAGGAGCUCACCCUGUCACAGGGAUUCGAACCACCGACCUUCUGAUUGGCGAGCCCUAGGCUCUGUGGUUUAACCCACAGCGCCACCUGUGUCCCCUAAAUGAAAAAUAGUAUGGGAUAGAAAGAAUGUAUGAGGCACACAACUGAACAUCUAUAACACGGCCUUUUUUAGGCCAACCAAAAAUACCACAAAAUAGCAUGCAAGUUUUUGCAUCUUUCAGAACUCUGCAUCCGGCCAGCUCAGGGGUCCCCAAUGUGAUGUACCCUCAGACAGUACCCUCAGACACUCCCCUUGGUGCCCCCAAAGACCUGCCGCUUAAGUUUUGGCAUUUCAUUUGUUUUGGGUGGGGAGACACAUGGUUUACCAGUUUCCCCCCCUUUUGCCGGCAUUUUUUUGAUUUGGUGUUUUGUUGUUUCUGGGUUCUGUGUAUCAUCACUUUUUCUUCUGUGAAAUGGGUGUUUUGUGACAGUUUCUUAGAUUUCUAAAGGUGCUGGCAUGCCCUAAAAGGUUGGGAAACCCUGGGCUUGAUAGUAAACAGAACGGGAGAGGGGCUGUUCUUGUAAGGAUUAAAGCAGGGGUGUCCAAACUUUUUUCAAAGAGGACCAGAUUUGAUGAAGUGAAGUUGUUGAGCUUUUUUUUAGGAUUUAAGUUGUUGAGGUUUAGGUUUUUUUGGGAGUUUACCCCAGGAAAUAAACUGCCACAGGGGCUGGAUUAAACCGAUUUUGGACAUGCCUGGAUUACCACAGAGCCUAGGACUUGCCGAUCAGAAGGUCAGCAGUUCGAAUCCCUGCGACGGGGUUAGCUCCCGUUGCUCGGUCCCUGCUCCUGCCAACCUAGCAGUUCGAAAGCAUGUCAAGUGCAAGUAGAUAAAUAGGGACCGCUCCGGCGGGAAGGUAAACAGCGUUUCUGUGUGCUGCUCUGGUUCGCCAUGCUGUUAGUCAUGCUGUACGCCGGCUCCCUCGGCCAAUAAAGCGAGAUGAGCGCCGCAACCCCAGAGUCGGCCACGACUGUACCUAAUGGUCAGGGGUCCUUUACCUUUACUUAUACAUACAUGUUAAGUGGUUUGAGUGUUAUAUAAUUAGUGUUUUUUUUUGCUAUUUAACUUUUUAUGUAUCCAGGAAUAGCACUUGAUGUGGGUGAAUUUGAGUCUACAUCCUACAAUCUUUAGUAGUCACUUGCUUCUUAAAUAAAGGAGAGAAUGUUCUUUGCAGAAUGAUGGCCAUCACACAAAUAUUCAGCUCAAACUGGCGUUGUUGUUGUUGUUUAAUCGUUUGGUUGUGUCCGACUCUUCAUGACCCCAUGGACCAGAGCACGCCAGGCAUUCCUGUCUUCCACUGCCUCCCGCAGUUUGGUCAAACUCAUGCUGGUAGCUUCAAGAACACUGUCCCACCAUCUCGUCCUCUGUCAUCCCCUUCUCCUUGUGCCCUCCAUCUUUCCCAACAUCAGGGUCUUUUCCAGGGUGCCUUCUCUUCUCAUGAGGUGGCCAAAGUAUUGGAGCCUCAGCUUCAGGAUCUGUCCUUCCAGUGAGCACUCAGGGCUGAUUUCCUUCAGAAUGGAUAGGUUUGAUCUUCUUGCAGUCCAUGGGACUCUCAAGAGUCUCCUCCAGCACCAAAAUUCAAAAGCAUCAAUUCUUCGGCGAUCAGCCUUCCUUAUGGUCCAGCUCUCACUUCCAUGGCAUAACCUGGUCCAAAUUCUGUGCUGUUCUGCUGAUCAACAUAUUUUUGUACAUUUUGGCCUAGCAGAGGACGCCAAGGCAGAUUAUGUCACAUAAUCUUGCAGCAGCCUUUGUAAUCCUUGUUCUCUCCAAAUGUUUUGGACUUGCUGGCUAGGACUGAAGGGAGGUUGAAACAUCUGGGAAGCACCAAGUUCACAAAGGCUGUCUUACAUUAUCCUGUUUCCAUAAGUGGAAUGAUCCAGAGUUGCCAAUCUGAACUAAAGGGAAGUCCAGGCUGCAGCUUCAGUGCUAGUUUUAACAGUUAUUUAUUCUUUGAAGCAGAAACAUUGCCACCUGUGGUAAAAGGUACCCCUGCCCGUACGGGCCAGUCUUGACAGACUCUAGGGUUGUGCGCCCAUCUCACUCAAGAGGCCGGGGGCCAGCGCUGUCCGCAGACACUUCUGGGUCACGUGGCCAGCGUGACAAAGCCGCAUCUGGCGAGCCAGCGCAGCACACGGAAACACCGUUUACUUUCCCGACAGUAAGCGGUCCCUAUUUAUCUACUUGCACCCGGGGGUGCUUUCGAACUGCUAGGUUGGCAGGCGCUGGGACCGAGCAACGGGAGCGCACCCCGCCGCGGGGAUUCAAACCGCCGACCUUUCGAUCGGCAAGCCCUAGGCGCUGAGGCUUUUACCCACAGCGCCACCCGCGUCCUGCCACCUGUGGACUGCUAUGGAAAAUACAGGCUGUUCCUCAUCGAUGCCUUCACAUCACUUUCUCUUUUUGCAGAAUCACUACCACAGUUGCGUGUAACAUGGACCUGUCAAAAUAUCCCCUGGAUACGCAGACAUGUAAACUGCAGAUGGAAAGCUGUAAGUAUCACAUUCUACAAGAAGAUGAAACUAUCCCAGCCCCGACUGCUCUUGAAUUUGUUUCUUCAUAUUUAGGUGACCAGUUCAAACAUUUCAUUUCUGUCUUGGAGCUCAUGAAAUUUUCCACCUGCCCUUUUCAAAUGUAGAGCCAUUUCAAAAAGUAAACAGCUGCACCUAAUCUUCCAGUAAUACAUGAUCAUACUAAUUUUAAAUGGGCUGACGAGAAAAUUCACAAUAUAUAUUCUGAAACCAGAAGAAUGAAAAAAUAAAUCCAUAGGUGUAGAACACUUGGCAUUGUAGAUUCUAGACUUUUUUAUCCCACCUAUGGAAGGUGUCUUUGUGGCAACUAAUAAUGAAAUAGCUUUUCUUUUUUACUUUUUAAAUAUUUCUGCAUUGCUUCUAGGCUAGCAAUGGGCCUUUGCCGAAAACCUUAUAGUUUGUACUCAUGAUAUUGGGGCAGUUAUACUUGAUACUGAUCCCAAUAUUGUUUGUGGUUGAAAAAUUUUCUUUCUUUUAAUACAUUUCAGUUUUCAGUUUUUCAAAUUGCCACCAAUAAUUAUCAAAUAUGAUUACAUACAUAGUUGUAGUUGUUCAGACUUCCCUCCUCCCCUUCCUUGGUUCUCUUUACAAGCAUAAUAAUAAUAAUUUAUUAUUUGUACCCUGCCCAUCUGGCUGGGUUUCCCCAGCCACUCUGGGCGGCUUCCAACAGAGAUUUAAAAUACAUUAAAAUCUCACACAGUAAAAACUUCCCUGAACAGGGUUGCCUUCAGAUGUCUUCUAAAUGUCAGGUAGUUGUUUAUCGCUUUGACAUCUGGUGGGAGGGUGUUCCACAGGGUGGGCGCCACUACCGAGAAGGCCCUCUGCCUGGUUCCCUGCAGCUUUGCUUCUCGCAAUGAGGGAACCGCCAGAAGGCCCUCGGCGCUGGACCUCAUUUGCUAAACUGCAUCUUUUCCUUAGGUCCUUUUGUUUAUUACUCUUCGUAUUUCUUCCAAAGUCACUUUUAACUGUUAGAUUUUAAAUUAAUCCUUCUAUUGUGUUUAAUUGUUUACAAUGUUUUUAAAAUAAUCCCCGUAUCUCCCCUAUUCUUCCUUGAAAGUUCUUUCUUCUUGAUUUCUUAAUCUUCCCGUAAGUUUUGCCAUUUCUGCGUAGUCCAGGGGUCUGCAACCCGUGGCUCCGGAGCCACAUGUGGCUCUUUUACACCUUUGCCGCGGCUCCGGGGCGGAUGCUAGUGAGGGGAGGAGGCGCAUUGUGCGCCCCGACACUCCCCACUGUGGCGGGCGCUGUACUGGCUGUGACGUCGCAUUGGGGCGGUGCGUGCGUUAGUCACGCAGCGUCCCGGCGUCACCUUCCCGCCCGCCUGCUACAUUGUAAGGGGCAUGUACGCUGGUCACUGCAUUGAAAGGGGGCAUGUACGCUGGUCACUGUUUUGAAGGGGAGUGAAGAACACACACACACAAAAAAAGGUUACUUGUUAAUUUAACGUUUAUUUCUAUGAGGAGGAGUAAUUCUGAGGGGUCAAACAAAGAAAUAAUUAAAAAGUGACAAAAAAGUUAUUUUUAUAAUGACGAGUUUUGCGGCUCCCAGUUUUUUUUCCUUCGGAAAUGGGUCCAAGUGGCUCUUUUUGUCUUAAAGGUUGCAGACCCCUGGCAUAGUCCAUUAACUUUACUUGCCAUUCUUCCUUUGUUGGGACAGUGUCCUCUUUCCACUUCUGGGCAAAUAACAUCCUGGCAGCUGUGGUUGCAUACACAAACAAUUUUACCUGGUCUUGCUUGAAAAGGUUUUGGCGGUCAUAUAGCUUCAUUUUCAAGCAGCUCAUGCCCAGUAGCUUCCUGCUGAAAUCCUGUAAUUUUUCAUAUCACAGAUGUUCUGAGUUCCCACCCACUCACAUUUAUUGCCCGGGGGCCGGAUCUGGCCCAAUCGCCUUCUCAAUCUGGCCCACGGACGGUCCAGAAAUCAGCAUGUUUUUACAUGAGUAGAAUGUGUGCUUUUAUUUAAAAUGCAUCUCUGGGUUAUUUGUGGGGCAGAGAAAUUCGUUCAUUCCCCCCCCCAAAUAUAGUCCAGCCCCCCACAAGGUCUGAGGGACAGUGGACCCUACUGAAAAAGUUUGCUGACCCCUGCUGUAGAAUACACCCACAAAAGACAACCCACCAGUCUGAAGGGCCCAGUGCCAACAUAACUUCAGGCAGGAGUUUUUCCACAGUCCUGAUGCUUAUUUAACUGGAGAAGCUUGAGGCUAAACCUGGAAAAUUCUGGAAGACAUGCACAAUCUCUUUCACUGAGCGAUGGCUCUCCCUUAAGCUUGCUUUCACAACUCCUUCUAGAUCUCCCCACCCGUAAAAAGUUGCCCAUUCCUGGUCUACACUGACUAACAGCAAUUACCCAAGGCUUCAACAGGGUCUUUCACAGCCCUCCCUGAAGACGCCAGGAUAUGAACCUGGGACCUUUUGCAUGCAAUGCAUUUGCUCUACCAAAGAGCUGCAGACAUUCCCUUAAAAAAUACUGAAUUGGGGGAUGAAAUAUACUUGGAGUCGAGUGUGGAUUUCAUGCUCUUUAUUCAGCUCAUAGUAGUGAGGAAUCAAGUUCCCCCCAAAUAUCUGCUUUAUAUACAUUAUUUACACAAUGGGUCGCACGUGAUUUGCUAAUUCUGGGAUUCUCCUGUAGGCCAAUCAGGUUGCGGAUUCACUUCCACCUGGAGCUGGAUUGGGUGGCUCCUGCGGACCAAUCAGACUGCUGCAUUCUGAAUCCUAUUGUUCUAGGACCAAUCAGACUGCUGCAUUCUGAAUCCUAUUGUUCUAGGACCAAUCAGACUGCUGCUUUUUGGAUCCUAUUCAACUCAGUACUUAACAGGGGAACCUGUGGUCCUCCAGUUACUUCUGGAUGAUAGCUCCCAUUAUCUGUGAUUAUUGGCCAUGCUGGCUCAGGUUGAUGGGAAAUGGAGCCCAAGAACAUCUGUAGGGUACAGCUUCCUUACCGACCUUUUACAAUGUCUUUCUUUUUCACUCUGGGACAGUUUUGGAAAUACAUGUGCAAGAUUUUAUGGACAGGCCAUACAGUGUCUCUUCCCUUGCCCUACAUGGGAUGGGAUUCUUUUAAAAACAUGAGACUGUCACGCAGCACACGAAACAGGCGAGGCAAAUUUACUCCUAAUCAUUUGAACUUGCCUUUUCUCUCCUCUCUGUCAUUUAUUAACAGAGCAAGCCAAUUUAGGGAGCAGGUUUGAAUCUGAUUGCCAACUGGAUGAUUGCCACCCUAUGCAAGCUGUAGCCACGGUCUCAUUUUCAAUAGCUAGGCCACUUUACUGUAUAGAAUACAAUUAUUUUGUAUUUAAAUAUGCCUCCAGUUGCAUUCUCUCUGUGUGUCUUUUCUGUAACUCAGAAAAGUUGCGUUUUCACAGUACAUUUAAUAAAUAUGGAAUUCUAAGCAUACUUACUAGCCACUAGGGAGCAAGUCACAUUGAGCUCCAUAGGAUUCACAUCUGAGUAAGCAUACACAGACACAGGUAGCACUGUGGGUUAAACCACAGAGCCUAGGGCUUGCCGAUCAGAAGGUCGGCGGUUCGAAUCCCCGUGAUGGGGUGAGCUCCCGUUGCUCUGUCCCUGCUCCUGCCAACCUAGCAGUUCAAAAGCACGUCAAAGUGCAAGUAGAUAAAGAGGUACCGCUCCAGCAGGAAGGUAAACGGUGUUUCCGUGUGCUGCUCUAGUUCGUCAGAAGCGACUUAGUCAUGCUGGCCACAUGACCCGGAAGCUGUACGCCGGCUCCCUCGGCCAAUAAAGCAAGAUGAGCACCGCAACCCAAGUCAUUUGCAACUGGACCUAAUGGUCAGGGGUCCCUUUACCUUUACCUAAGUAUACAUAGGGCUGAACUGCACUUGCUUAGACACUUCCAUUGCCACUGAAUCAAGGAGUGCAUGGGAGCAUAGGAUGUAAGCUUUCCUAUAAGAACUUGACCUCUUUGCUACCUCAGGUUGAAUGGUGGGUUUAACAAGGGUCGUAUCUUAGUAUAAAGUUCCCUUUGUUGUUUCCAGAAAUCUGGUUGUGUAAAUUUAUGAUCAGGAAGUGUAGUCAACGACCACUAUGGCUUGUUGUAGAAUUGACGAGGGGAAAGUCCGGGCUAUUGAGCAAAUAGCUAAAGAACACAGAGGACAGGUCAAAAAAAUCACUGUGGGGUCAACACGGGCUUCACAUGCCAAUCCUGGCAUUCAGAAGGACCUUACUUGACCCACUGACUUUUCUAGACAUUCUGCUUUCAAGCCGAUAGGCUUGUUCCAUAGUAUCAGUUCCCUCACCAACAAAUAUGCGUGGAGAGCUGAUCUCACUUUUCAUUUUUUAUUUGGGAAAUCCAUCUACAGCUUACUACCACCAAUCAGACAGUUGCCUAUGGUCCAAACUCGCAUGUGUAAAUGGAAAGCACUUUCACAGAGACACUGAGGAAGAGGCAUUAUGUUAUUUGCAGUAGCCUCUUGAGCCUCAGGUUAUUCUGUUCUGGGGUUGGGGCUGCAGGGAGCUGGUGCUGGAAGGAAGGAAGGAAGGGAGGAAGGAAGGAAGGAAGGAGCUGAGAAGCAGCUCUGCGAGCAUAAGGACAUAUGCAGUGUUUCCCAAUCUCAGAAAAGCAAGCAAAGAUGCUGUAAGUUGUGGCCUGGAGUCAAUAGUCACGAGCUGGUGCAUCCACACAGCACCCUCAGGCAGCUACGUGGGCCUCAGCAUCUUGGAAGGCCUACGAUUGACCCUUCCUUGAGCCAGUGUGGUGUAGUGGUUAAGAGCGGUAGACUCGUAAUCUGGUGAACCGGGUUCGCGUCUCCGCUCCUCCACAUGCAGCUGCUGGGUGACAUUGGGCUAGUCACACUUCUCUGAAGUCUCUCAGCCCCACUCACCUCACAGAGUGUUUGUUGUGGGGGAGGAAGGGAAAGGAGAAUGUAGUGAUCCAAACUCUUCUCUUCUUCUUUAAAAUGGCAUCAGGACAUAUUUAGAGCUAUGAGAGUGCAUCGGGCAUUGAGCCAAGGGAGCGCCAUCUCACAGCCCAGUAUGCAAGGUGCUGGGCUUUGGGAAGGAGGUGUGAGGGCUCUGACAGGGUCCUAGAGCCCUCCCACCCAGUGGUGAAGCUGCAUGCUCUGCUACCGGGGGCAGAGAGCAGGUGGGGGCGUGUGGUGCACAUCCCAGGGGCGAGGUGUGCAUUCUGGGUGCGUGGCGCCUGGCCCGUGCGGGGUGUGUGUGUGUGCAGUGCAUGUCGGGGCGCGCCGUGAUGGCACCCUAGCGGAAUAGCGGUUGAAAUAUACUCAGAGUUGAGAGUGGAUUUCAUGCUCUUUAUUCAGCUCAUAGUGGUGAGGAGGAAUGGAAGUUCCCCCAGAAUGUCUGCUUUAUAUACAUUAUUUUCACAAUGGGCCCCACGUGACUGGCUAGUUCCGGGAUUCUCCUGUAGGCCAAUCAGGUUGCGGAUUCACUUCCACCUGGAGCUGGAUUGGGUGGCUCCUGUGGACCAAUCAGACUGCUGCAUUCUGGACCCUAUUGUUCUAGGACCAAUCAGACUGCUGCAUUCUGGACCCUAUUGUUCUAGGACCAAUCAGACUGCUGCAUUCUGGACCCUAUUGUUCUAGGACCAAUCAGACUGCUGCAUUCUGAACCCUGUUGUUCUAGGACCAAUCAGACUGCUGCCUUUUGGAUCCUAUUGUUCUAGGACCAAUCAGACUGCUGCAUUCUGGACCCUAUUGUUCUAGGACCAAUCAGACUGCUGCAUUCUGGACCCUAUUGUUCUAGGACCAAUCAGACUGCUGCAUUCUGAACCCUGUUGUUCUAGGACCAAUCAGACUGCUGCCUUUUGGAUCCUAUUCAACUCGGUACAUAACAGUGGUGCUUGGGGCAGUCCGCUCGCUCCACACUCCCGUUCCUCCGCCAGUGCUCCCACCUCCUUCCCAAAGCCUAGUUAGCGCUUGCCCGGCUUUAGGAAGGAGGUGGCAGGGCUGUAGGACCUUCCAGAACCCCAAGCCUGGUGUCUUCCUACCAGCCUUUGGGAAGGCAACACAAGGACCUGGGGGCGUGCGACCAAAUUGCACAGGGCGCCAUAGUGCCCAAGUCUGCCACUGAUUACCUAGACCAACAUUUUAAUAUCCUGCGGUGCUACAUUGGGAGGAAAUUAAAAUAGUGUAUCUAUUGCCUUCCGGUGUGGGUUGUAGUGCUGAUUGAUGCUGUCACUGUUCCCAAAUGUCCCAUAAGUUUCAGGAGGUCCACCAGCAAUAGGAGAAGACCCACCAGAGGAGACUUGGCCAGGGAUGCGAGCCAUCAAACUCAGAGCUGAUCAUGCAGUAGCCAAUCAGGUCACCUCGUCAUGUGUAUUCACUACAGUGGUACCUCAGGUUACCCAUGGUGUAUUCACUACAGUGGUACCUCAGGUUACAGACGCUUCAGGUUACAGACUCAGCUAACCCAGAAAUAGUACCUCGGGUUAAGAACUUUGCUUCAGGAUGAGAACAGAAAUCGCGCAGUGGCGGUGCUGUGGCAGCAGCAGGAGGCCGCAUUAGCUAAAGUGGUGCUUCAGGUUAAGAACAGUUUCAGGUUAAGAACGGACCUCCAGAACGAAUUAUGUUCUUAACCAGAGGUACCACUGUACUUCAGAAGGUACUGAAUCUGUCCUCAGUUUCCUGAAGGAAAGAACCUUUGGGGAGGGGUUUUUCCACCAUCACAUUUGAGUAAGAUUUAGCAGUUGCUAAAAGGUCUGGUCUAUUGGAUAAAGCAGGACUCAGGUGGCGCUGUGGGCCUAGGACUUGCUGAUCAGAAGGUCGGCGGUUCGAAUCCCUGCGACGGGGUGAGCUCCCGUUGCUCGGUCCCUGCUCCUGCCAACCCAGCAGUUCGAAAGCACGUCAAAGUGCAAGUAGAUAAAGAGGUACCGCUCCGGCGGGAAGGUAAACGGCAUCUCUGUGCGCUGCUCUGGUUUGCCAGAAGCGGCUUAGUCCUGCUGGCCACAUGACCUGGAAGCUGUACGCCGGCUCCUUCAGCCAAUAAAGCGAGAUGAGCGCUGCAACCCCAGAGUUGGCCACGACUGGACCUAAUGGUCAGGGGUCCCUUUACCUUUUUUAUUGGAUAAAGCAGCCUCCUGUCUGUGCACAUGGUAACCUUUACUUAUUUAAUAGAUUUAUUUAUCAGGGCACACAAACUGCUCUCUUGUGUGUGACACGCUACUGUGCCCUUGCACGCAGUUUGGGAAUUCCUGAUUUAAGGAGUCAUGGGCUUUUGUCACACAUGGGGGCAAGAAGAACCAGAACAAUUUGGGUGCAUGCGAGGACUGAACUUCUUGAAGACUCUUUGUUCAUCAUGGUUACCAAUUCAAGCAAUGUCUAAAAUCUCAUUAUUUUAAGACCAGGUUUUACUUGCCAGCUACUUGAGUGGAGUUCCUAUGGAAGGGCCUAUUAUUUUCACAUUAAAAUCAUAUUAGUUUGCCAUGAUUAACUUUAUUACAAUGCACAGAAACUGAAAUAAUAAUGAUUAGCCUCUUGUUUUAAAAUGUAGCUGGGUUUAGCCUUAAAAAGAGAGAAAGAGAGUAAUUGGGUCCUAUGUCAAGCUCCUGUGCCAUAUUAUUCUUAUGAAAUUACAUGCACAUUGCCAACUGGAGAUGUCAUUAGGAUAAAUGCCUGGAAUUAAUGCUAUUUAAAUAUAUGCCAGAUGAAUUAAGAACAAUCAGUCAUUUAUUAUAAAGUUUCCCUUAGUAACGGCAGUUAUUAUUACAAACUGGGCGCAAACUUUGAAAAGUCAUAUUUGGAUGAUUUGUACCUGGGGAAUCAGCACAUUCUGUGUAAUAUCUGUUGCAAGAUUCCCGUCAUUUGUUUCUAGUGGAAAACACAAUUUCUCGCUCUUUGCUGUGAAGGCAAACUGGUAAAUAUCAGUGUUUCCGUUUUUACUGCGUGGCAGAUCUUUAAUUAAAUAGCUGGGCCGACGAAAACGUUAUUGGCUUGUUUAUGAAAGCAAUCUGAUUUUAGGAGAGUUGUAUAACUCUUUGUAUUUGCAGUACCUUCCGUUCAUAGGGGGAAAUGGCUCGUAAUUUCUGUUGGGCUGAACUUACAUCCAUGCUGCUGAUGAAAUGGCAAUCUUUACUUACAAGAGACCUCACUCAUUCAAAGCUUCUUUUCCAUUGUCAGCAAUGGGGGAUAGACUCAAAUAACCAGUCUUGUAACACUGAGAGUAGAGAGGGGAAGCUGUGUCCCUUUAGUUGUUGCAUGCCCAGGUGCUAUGGCCCACUGCCCAGCCACUCAUGACACCAUUGUAGGGUUCAAAUUAGGACGCAACUUCAUCAAUUACAGGUGUAAGAGGUUUGGCUUACUCAUUGGGUUAUAACCGAUAUCAACCAACUCGUCUGCUGGAUGAUUGACCCGGGGUCAAACCCAAGAGACCCUAUGAUAUCCAUCAAAUCUAAAGUGUGCAAUUAAGAUGCACAGUUCACCUAUAUAAUUCUCUCUCUCAAUAUGGUCUUUGGAAUGCUUUGAUGGUUUUAUAUCGGUUUGUAUGUAUGUUUUGCCUGUAUUGUUAUAAAUGAAAACACACAUUCCUCCAUCCUCAAGAAUCCUGGGAACUGAACAGUUUCCAGCACCUUUAACAAUCGAUGGUCCCUAGGAUUCUAUGUGUAAGGUGUGCUUUGAAUAUAUGGUGUGUACACAACCAAUCAAUCUUUAUUCCGGUCAAAGACCAGACAGCAAAGUUAACAACAACAACAUACGCCACAACCGCAUAAAGAAGCGGGUGUAAUUAAAAUUUCCCUCUAAACUUAUUUACAUUAAAAAUAAUACUCCUUCAGCUAAAAUCUGUAUUCUGGAAAUUAAAAUCAGUACUCAUUCUCCGGCCAUCACUGUCACCACAGCCUGUCUUGUCCUCGUUGCUAUAAAACAGAAUUUUGCAACCGGCCUGAUGAUAUUCAGAUCUUUAUUGGCAAGAAGGUAUUUAACAUAAGAUUCCUCUGAGCGGUAAUUUCCUUAAUAAUGGUAAAAUUAGCUCUCUUCAGGUAUCACAGUACAACGGGCCCAAUGGAGAAGAACGUGCCCAAUGGAUUCAAUCUCAUUAGAGUUGCAUGGACAUAAUCUUUGUUCAGCUGGGAUGUCAUGAUAUCUGCCUUCUAGUAGUGCUGAAGGGAGAGCAUUAAAAUGGGCUCUGGAAAUCAAGAACUCCAGUGGGAGUUCAAGAGUCCAGUGCAGGACGCAGGGGCAAAACAUUCAGCUACUUACUCAUUUGGUUGUCCAGUUACCUCUUGCAGUGGCGUAGCGUGGGUUGUCAGCACUCAGGGCAAGGCAAGUAAUUUGCACCCCCUAACCCGUGGAUUUGCGCCCCCUAACCCUAACCCCCAGAUGUUGCGCCCGGUGCGGACGGCCCCCCCUGCACCCCCCACGCUACGCCACUGACCUCUUGAUGCCUUUUUAAUAUAUUGCCUGCAGGGGGAUAUGAUGAAAAUGAUCUACUGUACACUUGGUUGAGGGGAAACGAUUCAGUCCACGGCCUUGAGAACCUGCGACUUUCUCAGUACACAGUGGAGCACUAUUACAGCCUUGUAACAAUGUCUCACCAGGAAACAGGUAACGAAAGCUGGAGAAGCAGAGACGUAAACAAAUAUGGCUCACAAACGUUAGCUGUUCUGAAUGGUCCAGGUCUACUUAUGAACCUUUCUCUGAUUUUGAGAACUUUGGAGAGGUGAUCAUAGAACUAUACAGUGGUACCUUGGGUUACAGACGCUUCAGGUUACAGACUCCGCUAACCCAGAAAUAGUACCCCGGGUUAAGAACUUUGCUUCAGGAUGAGAACAGAAAUCGUGCUCCGGUGGCAGCAGGAGGCCCCAUUAGCUAAAGUGGUACCUCAGGUUAAGAACAGUUUCAGGUUGUGGUUCGAGGACCCGAUCCCCGCGUAGUGGAAUGAAAACACGAGGACACGUGAUAUAAGGUUAAUGGGCAAGAAAAGGCCACAACUUUAUUGAUUACAGCAAGUGAAAAGGUACAGUAUUGGCUUAGGCAUUGGAUUACGUCAGCUGGCUCCACCCCCUCAGAGAGGGGUGAGUCUAAAACAGGGGGGUUUAUUCACCAGUAGGUGGAGCCUGUUGAUGCUAAUCCAACUAUAAGCGCUCCCCUGAUGUCACCGAGGGUCGUGCCAUGGCCUCCCGCCAAGCAGGCAUCAGACAAUAUACACGACCGCCAGAUUCCUUUAACGGAAUACCCAAAAAUUGAAGGCAUAGGCGAUGGCCACACCUAGCCCUUCGACACACCACAACACAUUAUUCCAAUGCCUAACCUACCCACCAAUACCACGAAAGUUGUGACGAUUGCUACGAGGUAGGCGAAAAAACCAAAAGGCCUAAUGCCAAAUGGAAAAAUUCCUAGCAGGCCCCCCGGACAACCAGGGCGACCAACCUAAGGUCCAUAGCAAGGCCAAAAGAAAACGGAGACCCUGAGCUCUAAGGGAGUGGAGGGUGGGUGACUCGCGAAGGGACGACGAAAAGUGAGGCCGGAAGGCUGGUGCCGCAGCAAUUUGGGCUGCUAAACACGCCCCCUCGCAGGCACCUGGUUGGGUGCCUGCCCGUGGGCGUAGGCCAGCCAGGUGAGUGGGAGGCAGGGGGCUAACGCCCCCUGCUUGAGGCGGAGUCCGGCUCCCGACCACAACCACUCCCCUCUCUUGCAGGAGGAGAGUCUUUAAGAACGGACCUCCAGAAUGAAUUAAGUUCUUAACCUGAGGUACCACUGUAGAAUCAUAGAGUUGUAGAGUUGAAAGGGACUCACUUCUGAUGCCAGGCCUGUCUUCUGGCCAGUAAUAUGAUGGCUCUCUUCUCUACUUCGUCAAAAAUCUGCAUCCAUUGAAUAAAACUUGGCAUAGGAUUGCCUUCUCUCUGUGGAUGGUUUCUUUUCAUUGUAGGAUGUGUUUUCUUUCUCUAACUAGGCAAUUACCCAAGACUAGUGUUGCAGUUUGAACUCAAGAGAAAUAUCCUGUAUUUCAUUCUGGAGACGUAUGUGCCAUCCACCCUCCUCGUCAUAUUGUCUUGGGUUUCUUUCUGGAUCACUCUGGAUUCCGUUCCGGCAAGAACAUGUAUUGGUGAGCUGUUCUCUGAAGUAGGAUACUUCAUGCAGUGGAUGGGAGAGGGAGCAAGAGAACACAACCACCUGUUGUUUGUGAGGUGCUACAAGCUAUGUUGAAUGUAAAAACUGAAAUGUUGUGGUACCCAAGUUUCCAAAGCUGGGAUAAAUCAUCACAAACAUUUGACAUGUUAACCACUGUCACCUGUCAAAUGCUAAUUUGAACAGCAUCUAUCAAAUGCUGUCAGAUGGAAAAUACGAAUUAACUCUGAAUGUGCUUUCAGACUUUGAAUAUUAUUUCAUGCCAGCCAUGAAUUGGCACAGCAUGUGUUUUUCAAACUGCCUUCAGGAAUGCAUGAACUCUUUAGAAGGGGAUCAGUCCUUUAGUGUAGCUUAGUUUCUGGAUGACAUCCUAAACUGAGAAAAAUGGAUGACGAAGGGCUAUAGCUCAAUGGUACAGCACCAUGGCUUAGCAAGAAUGAGCAAAUGCAUGUGCACCCAGAAAGAAAAUGGUGAGACUUCAGUGCUCCCCCAGUUCUUCUGCUGCCAUGCUAAGGUAAGAUAUAGGUACCUUUACUUGGCAACAGCCACAAAGUCAUUCCAGUGUGGUGUAGUGGUUAAGAGCGGUAGACUCGUAAUCUGGGGAACCGGGUUCGCGUCUCCGCUCCUCCACAUGCAGCUGCUGGGUGACCUUGGGCCAGUCACACUUCUCUCUCAGCCCCACUCACCUCACAGAGUGUUUGUUGUGGGGGAGGAAGGGAAAGGAGAAUGUGAGCCGCUUUGAGACUCCUUCGGGUAGUGAUAAAGCGGGAUAUCAAAUCCAAACUCUUCUUCUUCUUCUUCUUCUUCUUCUUCUUCUUCUUCUUCUUCUUCUUCAGUGCCUCACCUGUUGGAAGCCAGAGCAGCUAGCCUGCUGCCUUCAGAUGUGUCCCAUCAACAUUGUUGAAGUAGGAUUCAGUUGUUAAGGCUAGUCGGAUUCGAUAUGUGAAAUGUGAGGAGGCCCACCAUCUUUGGCCAGCCCUGUGCUUUUCUUUUGAUUAAAGUGUUCCUUCCUCCCUCCCACCCCGCAGGAGUAACAACUGUGCUGUCAAUGACAACUCUGAUGAUGGGCUCACGAAACGCUGUGACAAAGACCAAUGGUUUCAUAAAAGCCAUUGAUGUUUACCUGGGCAUCUGCUUCACCUUCAUAUUUGGUGCCUUGAUAGAAUAUGCAGUAGCUCACUAUAUCGCAUCGCAAAAGGUAAACAAAAAGAUUUAUUUAUUUAGCUUGUAGGCCACUUUCCCCUAUACAUAUACCCAAAGCAGCUCACAACACAAGAAAUAUGCAUCAUCAUCGCAACAUUCAAACAGUAAAGGUAAAGGUAAAGGGACCCCUGACCGUUAGGUCCAGUCAUGGCCGACUCUGGGGUUGUGGCACUCAUCUCACUUUACUGGCCGAGGGAGCCGGCGUACAGCUUCCCAGUCAUGUGGCCAACAUGACUAAGCUGCUUCUGGCGAACCAGAGCAGCGCACGGAAACAGUGUUUACCUUCCCGCCGGAGCGGUACCUAUUUAUCUGCUUGCACUUUGACAUGCUUUCGAACUGCUAGGUUGGCAGGAGCAGGGACUGAGCAAUGGGAGCUCACCCCGUCACGGGGAUUCGAACCGCCGACCUUCUGAUCGGCAAGUCCUAGGCUUUGUGGUUUAACCCUCAGCGCCACCCGCGUCCCUUAUUCAAACAGUAGAUCAUUUCAAAACAUAAUGUUACAAAUGAAUUAUUUGGAUAGCAUCAACCUAGUAACAUUUUAAAUUGCCAAAUAAGCUGUCAAGCAUUAUAUCAAUUAAUAUCAAAUAUAAUAAGCGUUUCCAGUAGAAUCGCAUAUGAACAAUAAUAAAGCCAGCAGCCUUCUAUUAGGAAUGAAUAAGGGAGAAGGUGUUGGGGAGCAGGAUGUAUAGAAGUGGGGAAGUUAUGCUUCAGGGAAAGCAUUACCAAGCCAAGUUUUCACCUGGAAAUUGAGUUGGCGUGACAACUAGACAAGGGAAGACAUAAAAAAGGAACAAGUCUCAAAAGGAAAGAUGGGUAAUGAAAGCAAAUAAGAACCGAAAAGAAGAUGAAUUUGCUCACGGUAGAAAAAUUGCAAGGUAUAAGAAAUAAUAUUAAUAUUAAUGUUAAUAUUAUUAUUAUUAUUAUUAAUAUUAAUAAUAAUAAUAAUAAUAAUAAUAAUAAUAAUAAUAAUAGAAAGAAACAGGGAGCCGAAGCAGAUAUUGCAUUCAGAGCAAACUACAGAUCAGCAAAAGAUGAAAUGUUUUCAAGUUUAUUAAAUUACCUGGCAAGCUGCAUUUAAAGAGCAACAGAACGCCUAUUGCAUAGUUUAGAUUUGCAAUGGGAAGAGCAGCAGAUAGAGCUCCGCACCGUUUUCAGCGGUGAAAAAGUUACCGUAUUUUUCGCCCUAUAGGACGCACCGGCCCAUAGGACACACCUAGAUUUUGGGGGGGGGGGAAUAAGGGGGGAAAUUUCCACACACACCCCAGGCACGGGGCCGGGGUGGGGGAAGCCCAAGCUUCCCCCGACCCCAGCCCCCAGAACGGGAGCCAGAGCGAUGCCGAAGCUGCGGGCAGUUUCAGCAUCGCUCUGGGAGCUUGCACGGCUGGGGGAGGAGCAAGCCCGAGCUUCCCCCUCCCCCAGCCUCCAGAACAGGAGCCAAAAAUAUAACAUGCAGUAGUUUUGAUGCAGGUGUUAAAGCAAAAGGGGAGAUCUAUGAGAGUGGAGAAGGCUGGAUUCGGACUUACGCAGUUCCAUGAAAGCAGAAUCUGCCAGUGUCCGCUUUCUCCAUGGAAGCAAGCAGCCUCUGAAAGAACAGGCCAGGAGGAGAAUGAAUUAUAUCCUUAGCCCCCUCUGUUACCCUUUGUGCCUGAAAACAGGACGUGACUUGCCUCCUGGGCGUUCGCUUUCCUAGAGGAGAAGCUAGUACACAAUCAGGAAACCAAAAUAAGGCCAUAAAUGAUCAAGGAUUUUGAAAAUUGUAUCUAUUCUAAGUCAGGCUCUAGGUUUGAUGGAGGACAUCUUCUGGUGGGCCUCCUUCUCUGCUGGUGGGUUUGCCUGGAGGUGACGAUGCUGCAAGAAGCAUCAGGCUGAUGGGUCCAGCCUCUGCUUUAUUUCCCAUAUUGCCCCUGGUGAAGUGUUUCCUUUGGGUGCAUUGUGGGAAAUUAAUGUGACAGCCAGAUCCAGCUGCGUACUGCUGCUUGGAACACCAGCCUACACUAAAGAGAAACCAGGGAACCAACGGCGGGUGCUGAGGAGGUCCUGGCAGCUGCCCAUGGAUGCCAGGGUUUGAUCUCUGAGGUCCAUUGCCGAGGGUCUUCUGGCGGUUCCCUCACUGCGAGAAGCCAAGUUACAGGGAAGCAGGCAGAGGGCCUUCUUGGUAGUGGCACCCGCCCUGUGGAACGCCCUCCCACCAGAUGUCAAAGAGAAAAAUAACUACCAAACUUGUAGAAGACAUCUGAAGGCAGCCCUGUUUAGGGAAGCUUUUAAUGUUUAAUAGGUUAUUGUACUUUAGUGUUUUGUUGGAAGCUGCCCAGAGUGGCUGGGGAAACCCAGCCAGAUGGGCGGGGUAUAAAUAUAUAAAUAAUAAAUAAUAAUAAUAAUAAUAAUAAUAAUUAUCAUCAUCAUCAUCUCAGGCCUGUCCUAAAAGUGGUAUUUAGCUACACUGCAGCUGUUGUCAUUUCCAGAAUCCUAGCAGAGCAAUGACAACCCAUAGUCUGAUGUAGUUGCAAAUUGUACUUUUCCGUGUAUAAGACGAGUUUUUCCCCCUCUUUAAAAUAAUCUUUAAAAAUGGGGGUCGUCUUGUACACAGUGUAUGGGGGGGGGACAGGUGAUAGGUUGCAGCCGUGAGCUGCAGCUUGUCAGCACGAUUUGGUGGGUGAUUUUUGGCUUCUGCAAGGGCUGCUGUGGAUUGGCUGCUGCUGCGGCAAUUGUGCAUGCGAUUGCCGGCUGCUGUUUGCGAGUGGGCAGACGCUUCUUUGCUUCUGUGAUGCGAGUGGUUGUCAGCGUUAGUGGUUUUCUGCACCUCCGCCCAAAAAGCUCAACAACUCUAGGCAAUCCCCCCCAAAAAACUCCAGGAUAUCUUCCCCCAUUUUCUUAAAUUAGGUAAAGGGACCCCUGACCAUUAGGUCCAGUCGUGGCCGACUCUGGGGUUGCGGCACUCAUCUCGCUUUAUUGGCCGAGGGAGCCGGCGUACAGCUUCCGGGUCAUGUGGCCAGCAUGACUAAGCCACUUCUGGCGAACCAGAGCAGCGCACGGAAAUGCUGUUUACCUUCCUGCUGGAGCGGUAGCUAUUUAUCUACUUGCACUUUGAUGUGCUUUUGAACUGCUAGGUUGGCAGGAGCUGGGACCGAGCAACGGGAGCUCACCCCGUCUCAGGGAUUCUAACCGGCGACCUUCUGAUCAGCAAGCCCUAGGCUCUGUGGUUUAACCCACAGCGCAACCCGCGUCCCUAUUUUUUCUUAAAUUACAGUUCCCCAAAAUAGGGGGCAUCUUAUACACGGGGGAGGGGGGUGUUAUACACGGGAAAAUAUGGUAUCUCCUAGAUGGUGGUGGCAUGGUUUCUCUGAGUGUUGGCACUGCAGUAGUGAGGGGAAAUCACUUUGUAUUGGGGCUGGAAACUUACUUCAAAAAACACCACCACCUGUAAGCCAUCAAAGGGUGUGUUCACCAAGUUCCUAGACAGGAUAUUAAAUUUUGGUCCCUCAGGGUUUAGCAUCAGUAAACAAGAAUUUGGCUUUUGCUAAAGACUUCCAGGGAUUUAUUUAUUCUUCUAACAUCCCAGACUAAUGGUAUGUUGGCAACAGAGUCACAGUGAACUUCUGCCCUCUGCAGUUAUAUUUCCUUGUACUUGGUUUUGGUGCGUUGGUUAUGAAAUAGUGAUAUAGCCCAAAUGUGUAUUGGUAACUUUUUCUUGUUUUAGGCUUCUACAAAUGAGGUUACCAGAGAAACGGAAGAUGUCACCAGUAUCUUUUCCACAUCUGUCACCAGCUACAAUCAAAAGAUCAACUUCAGUGCCAUCGAUAAUAUCGCCCACAGUGGUUUGACUAUGAAACCAAAGGACAAAAUUCGGUUUCUUUUGAGGAACAAAAUGCGCAGGGUUGUCAGCUAUUUCACAAUUCAAAAUCCAGGCAACAUCGAACACUACUCAAGAUUGCUCUUCCCUCUGUGUUUUUUGGUAGUCAAUUUGUUUUAUUGGGUUUAUUACUUAUUCUUUUAG